Fusarium redolens is the source of this 2591-nucleotide messenger RNA. Its product is annotated as proteasome regulatory subunit C-terminal-domain-containing protein. Gene Ontology annotation, molecular function: enzyme regulator activity. The transcript is spliced from 3 exons. Gene Ontology annotation, biological process: regulation of protein catabolic process; ubiquitin-dependent protein catabolic process. Gene Ontology annotation, cellular component: proteasome regulatory particle, lid subcomplex; proteasome complex. Lineage: Eukaryota; Fungi; Ascomycota; Sordariomycetes; Hypocreales; Nectriaceae. The record is from RefSeq and is a predicted model, not a curated record. The coding region runs from base 460 to 2190 and encodes 576 amino acids.
CGAAACGUCACUGCUCCUAGCCCCACAAGGUGCCAGCUUAUUAAGAAUACCUGAGUGGUACAAUGAAGUGCUGCAAGAUAAGCCGUGAAAACAAGUACCCUUUCAGCCAUCGCCUCAGUUGCCCACUGGCCAGUUACCAAGCCCCGGUUCCAUUUGGUGAGCUAGCACGAGCAAGCAACCAGCAGCAUCACCUUGAACCUCCCUCAAUCCAUUACAGUACCAAACUCCCCACGACGACCACGGUCUUAAUUCCUUCUUCAAAGCGUGUCUUGUUCUCUCGACCUCGGCACCCUAUACUGUUGAAGCCAACACCCUCCAGGCACAGCCAACUCAGCACCACGACAAGCUGAGGCGCGCGCACGACUUACGGGGUCAACAGUAUUCUCCCACUAUCGUCAUCAACAGCUUCUGCAGUUUCAGCAUCAUAUUUUUGCAGUAUAUACGAAGAAGCCCAUCGUCAUGCCCAGCAAGACGCCAAACAACAACGGCAAGAAGCCUGCCGGGAACAACGUUCAGAAAAACAAGGACGUGGAGAUGACGGACAGCACAAAGCCCAAGGGCAAGAAGUCCGCCAAGGAUGGUGAUGAAGAGAUGACCGUCGUUGUUCCUCCUUCGAAGUCGAAAAAGUCUGACAAGGCAGCGGCCGACGCUGAAGGUGAUGUGUCAAUGAGCGAAGAAGAGGAAGAGGCCAAGGUUGACCCUGUAGCACAGACUAUCGCAGAUAUCAAGAGCAAUUUUGCUUUGAUAGACCGUGCGGUUUCACUUUUCGACGCCAGAUUCUCCCUCCGCGCCUUGCGAUCUAUCUCCAUCAUCCGCAAGCGUUUGACCCCCGAUAUCAUUGCACAGGUCAUUUCCGAGGCUUUCCCAGCUACCGCCAACUCGAGUGCUAUUGUUAAGCCGCUCCUUUCUGCCAUUGAGCGCGAGGAUGUUACCCUUGGUCGACAGAGUGGUUCGGAGAUGGAAAUCGACGAAGCUAAGGCGUCUGGCAAGACCGGUGCUAAGAAAGAAGCCAAGGAACCCAUUCCUGAGAUUGAUAUUUUCCUUGGUAUUCUUGUCCAGGUCUACCUCUUUGACUCGAAGCAGUUCCAACGCGGAGUCGACUUCUCCAAGUACCUUUCGGACAGGGUCCAGUCUCUCAACCGCCGUACACUCGACUCUUUGUCUGCCAAGGUCUACUUCUACUACUCCAUCUUUUGCGAGCACAUCGCACCUCUUCCCCCUUCUCCUCAGUCCCCCGUCGUCGCUAUCCGACCAACUCUCCUCGCCGCUCUUCGAACCGCCGUGCUACGAAAGGAUGUCGACACACAAGCCUCGGUUAUUGUUCUACUGCUGCGAAACUAUCUAUCAACUUCGCACAUCAACCAGGCUGAUCUCUUGGUUUCGCAUACCCAGUUCCCCGAGAACGCUGUUAAUAACCAGGUAGCACGAUUUCUCUACUACCUCGGUCGCAUCCGAGCUAUUCAGCUACGCUACACCGAGGCUCAUGAGCAUCUCACUGCUGCCACUCGAAAGGCCCCUUCUAGCAGCUGCGCGCUUGGCUUUGCUCAGACAGCGACUAAGCUACUCUAUGUUGUUGAGCUAUUGAUGGGUGAUAUUCCUGACCGAGCUAUGUUCCGACAGCCAACAAUGGAAGUCGCUCUCCAACCUUACUUCCUCCUGGUCAAGUCGGUCAGAGUUGGAAAUCUUGAGGACUUUGAGACAGCCAUUGCCGAUCAUGCCGAUACCUUCCGACGAGAUGGCACCUACAGCCUCAUCCUCCGUUUACGACAGAACGUUAUCAAGACGGGCAUUCGUAUGAUGUCUUUGUCUUACUCUCGCAUCUCUCUUCGUGAUAUUUGCAUCCGCCUGCAUCUUGGUAGCGAGGAGUCGGCUGAGUACAUUGUUGCUAAGGCUAUCCGCGACGGUGUGAUUGAGGCUACCUUGGAUCGCGAGAGGGGUUUCAUGAAGAGCAAGGAGGUCGGUGACGUGUAUGCUACUCGUGAGCCGGGUGAGGCGUUCCAUGACCGAAUUCGAGCUUGUUUAGCUCUCCACGAUGAGAGUGUAAAGGCUAUGCGAUUCCCCAUGAAUCAACAUCGUCUUGAGCUCAAGAAUGCCCAGGAGGCCCGUGAGCGUGAGCGUGAGAUGGCCAAGGAGAUCCAGGAAGGUGACUUGGACGAGGAUGACCUCGGUGGAGACUUUGAUGGUAUCUAAACUUUGUAUAUUGUCUCGGCUUGAGAGCAUUCGCUACCUAUUGAUCAACGCCCGUGGUUCCUCCUUGCCGACAUCAGGUACCCUUAGCUGCAGUUCUUUUAAUGACCCACUUGGCGCUUAGAGUGACGGUGGUAGUCUGCUGGAAUACGGCGAUAGAGGGAAAUGGUUCAGGUGGUUUGAAGGUCUUACCAAGACUUCAGUGUAUGUGUAUUAGAUGCUUCGCACGGCGGGGAUAAAUUUAGAGAUAUGGAAUACUUUGUGUGUCUCAUUGACGCAGGAAUUGAAACGUGCUUUUCUUCAGGGUAGUAUUCUAGAAGCAAUCCAACUGCUUCUUUCUCACGAGGAUCUCUCCAGGUAACGGCAAGGAUACUUUUGCUUAGCCUGUGGUCUAUCCAGACAGG